Cylas formicarius (sweet potato weevil) is the source of this 2464-nucleotide messenger RNA. Its product is annotated as monocarboxylate transporter 12-like. The transcript has 6 exons. Gene Ontology annotation, biological process: monocarboxylic acid transport; transmembrane transport. Lineage: Eukaryota; Metazoa; Arthropoda; Insecta; Coleoptera; Brentidae. Gene Ontology annotation, molecular function: monocarboxylic acid transmembrane transporter activity. The coding region runs from base 154 to 2094 and encodes 646 amino acids. The record is from RefSeq and is a predicted model, not a curated record.
CAUCGACAUCGCUAGUCGCAUACCCGGGCUUAUAAUAGAAUUAAUCGAAUAAGGAGGAUCAGCGAUCGGUUGUCUUAUCGUCGUAUCUUAUCGCAAUAAACCCCAAAAUUAGAUUCGAAACGUUGUCGAUCCCUCUGCGGCACAUGGCGUACGAUGCCUAUCGAAAACGGAACCACGAAGCCGAGCGAACACAAACGACAUAACCAGCAUCAAAUUCCAGACGGAGGAUGGGGUUGGCUGGUAGUGUUCGCGUCCUUCUUCAUCAACCUGGUCUCUGACGGCGUCGGAUCCACGUUUGGUCUGCUUAACAUUGAAUUCCUUCACGAGUUCGAAACGUCCAACUCGGCCACCUCACUCAUAGGAAGCCUCUUCCUCUCCGUACCCCUAUUGGCCGGACCAUUGGGUAGCGUUUUGGUGGACAAAUACGGAUGCAAGUACAUGACGGUCUUGGGUGUCGUCAUCAGUACCGCGGGCCUGGUGCUUAGCUCCUACGUGAAAUCGAUAUUCUUAAUGUAUGUGACGUUCGGAUUCGUGAGCGGGUUCGGGUUUUGCUUGUGUUACGUCACCGCGGUUGUGUCGGUGGCGUUUUGGUUCGAGAAGAAGAGGACCACCGCGCUGGGCAUUGCGGCUAGCGGUACUGGUUUCGGUACGGUCAUAUACUCCCCCUUGGUGACGUUUCUGGUGGGGGAAUACGGAUGGAGGGGUACGAUUUUGAUAUUGGCGGGGUUGUCGGCCAACAUGUGCGUCAGCGGGUUGCUGAUGAGGGACCCCGAUUGGGUUCUCGAAGAAGAUCGGGAUGAAAGAGCAUCACCCAUCCGGCAUCAGAAACGUUUAGCCCUAUAUAUACAAGCCUCCAAGCAAACGACAAAGAACACGGACUCAUCGACGAAAAGAAGGGCAAACCGAAACUACUUAUUGGAAGACGUAGCUAUCGGGUUUUCCAAAAGAAGCGACCACUCGACCAAAGCACCAAAGAAUAUCAACAGGUGCUUCUCUGAUAUCGUAUUACCGACCUACCUUCAAGAAAACCAAGAGGUGCCCCUGGAAGUGCUAAAGAAUCUGAGCGAAAACGCGGAAGCCUACAACAUCAUCCUCGACAACUACCCCAACAUAAGAACGUAUAAGAGUACGUCCGAUUCGAGCUUAGACAAAUUCAGCGUGAACCCUGCCAAAACUCCCCCCAGAGCUCCUGUCAGGUUUUGCAUGAAAGUGAAGGAAAUCGAAGAGGAUUCCGAUUCGGACAAAGAAGCGCCGUUGUUGAGUAGAGAUGAAUCAACGAAGCCCAAAACGCACCCGCACCAUUACCUCAGAUACAUCAAGUUCAAGAAGGAAGCGAUGGGAUAUAGGAGCGCAAUGUUGAAUAUCCACAAGUACAAGCCAACCGCUUCGAGUUGUCCCGCUUUUCUACGGAACUCUGUCCAAACGGUGUCCUCUGACGAGGACGAAGAAUGGUACGACGAAUACGUCGACGUCCUGAAAGACAUAACACACUUUUCUCUGUUUUUGGAUCUGCACUUUUUCAUACUUAGUUUGUCGACGGUAAUCAUGUGUGUAUGGUUCGUGGUGCCGUUCUUUUACUUGCCGGUUCAUAUGACUACGUUCGGAUACAGCGAUAACCAGGCGUCCUUUGCUCUGUCGGCCAUCGGGUUCACCAACAUCAUCGGCAUGGUACUACUGGGUUGGAUAGGUGACCGGUUGAACUGUACGAAAAUGUUCGCCGGUUGUCUGAUAUGUUGCGGCUUCACCUGCUGGGGAUUGAUGUACUUUACCGACAACUACGUCGUGUUGAUAAUCUUCUGCGGUCUCUUCGGUUUGUUUUUCGCCAGCUGCUACGCCUUACCGCCCACCAUACUCGCGGAGUUGGUACCUCUGGAUAAAUUCACGAUGGCUUACGGUCUGUUCCUGCUGUGCCAAGGGAUUGGGAAUUUGGCAGGGCCUCCAAUCGCAGGGUUACUCUACGAUUUGACCAAGUCGUACGAGCAGUCCUUCUACCAGGCUGCUAUCUGGGUGAUACUUUCGGGGCUUUUGGUGAUGGCGAUACCGUACACGGACAACAGGAGAUUGUUCGACAAGUCUUCGAAAAGGGUGUACUGAGUAUUCAUGUCCCAAAUUCUAAAUGCAAAUGGACCAAUUCCUUGAAACGCAUAAAGGCAUUUGCUGCAGAUACCUCUAGGUUACAGAAUACAAUAGCAUUGCAUAACAUAAUACGGGAUUAAAUGCUCAAAUCGGUUGGGCUCAAAUUUUAAGGAAUCGUAGCAAAAUGACGUUUAGAAUGUGACAUACAUGCCGGCUCGUAAAUAUUAUUAACGACCAGGCAAUGGCCACUUUUUUUGUUGUAAUUUAUUAAUUAAUAAUUAAGGGAAAAAAAACGGUUUGAAUAGUUUUAUUUUGGAUUCUUAUGGAUCGGUUUGCUUAAUCAUACGUACAUAAUAAGUGUCUCGACGUCCUGUGCCACUCAAAAAAU